UCGAAACAGCAAACAAAACAAACAUGUCUUGUUCCGUUGCAAUUCCAAAUUCUCCUAUAUUCUCUCUUUCCUCUUCCCAUUACUUCACCAAAAAUUGCUAUAUCAUUUCUUCUUCCACGGAUUCUCUCCCAACCUCUUCUUCUUCUUCACACUCCUCGCCGGUUUUGAAGAAAAAGAGACCUGCUAAACUUGAUAUACCUGUUGCUUCUCUCAUUGUUGAGCUUCCACCAGCAGUACCAUCUCGGUCGGCAGCGAAGGAUGUUGUUGAGGUAGAAGGAGAUGGGUUUUCUGUGUAUUGUAAGAGAGGAAGCAGGAAGCAUAUGGAGGAUCGUUACUCUGCUUCUCUUGAUCUUCAUGGACAAUCUAAACAGGCAUUUUUUGGCAUAUUUGAUGGACAUGGAGGUACAAAAGCUUCGGAAUUCGCGGCACAGAACUUGGAAAAGAAUGUGUUAGAGGAAGUAAUCAGAAGAGAUGAAAGUGAUAUUGAGGAAGCAGUGAAGCAUGGUUACCUCAAAACAGAUUCAGAUUUCUUAAAAGAAGAUCUUAAUGGUGGCUCUUGCUGUGUAACAGCAUUUAUUAGGAAUGGUAACCUUGUUGUGUCCAAUGCAGGCGAUUGUCGCGCUGUCAUCAGUAGAGGAGGUGUUGCUGAGGCCUUAACGUCGGAUCACAAACCUUCAAGGAAAGACGAAAAAGAACGAAUUGAAACUCAGGGAGGAUAUGUAGAUAUGUGCCGCGGUGUUUGGAGAAUCCAAGGAUCUCUUGCUGUUUCAAGGAGCAUUGGAGAUAGACACAUGAAACAAUAUGUGAUAGCAGAACCUGAGACCAAAGUACUCAGAAUUGAACCUCAUCAUGACUUUUUAAUCUUAGCUUCAGAUGGAUUAUGGGAAAAGGUUAGUAAUCAAGAAGCUGUAGAUCUUGCUGGUCCUUUAUGUGUAGAGAGCAAUAGACAAGGAUCCUUCCAAGCUUGUAAGAAACUUGUAGAUUUAUCUGUAUCGCGAGGCUCUAUCGAUGAUAUAAGUGUUAUGAUAAUCAAAUUACAAAACUACAUUUGAAGUCUCACCGAUACAGACACAAACAUCUGACACGACACCGACGCAGACACCUGUUAUAACUUAGAAAAAUGAAGAAAAAUGAAUGUGAUUGAUUGUAAUUACAUGUGGAGGCCAGUGUUAGACAUAAUAUAUGUCGGACACCAGAGACAACUUUCAUCAAAAGUGUAAAUGCUACAUAAAUUGGGUGAUAGGGUGCCUCCAUUUCAUUAUUAACCUUCUGCAGUACAGUUAGUGAGAAGUUAGUGAGUGUGAUUUUGGUUAAAGGAAAGAAAACUGGUGCCCUAAAAUUAAGAGAGUAACUAGAUUCUAAUCUGUAUAUACCCUACGAUUUGGUGAAAUUUUGGUUAUUUGUAGCUGAGGGGAGAAUAGGACGUAUAAAGUACAGUUUUGGUAGAAUGGUCUUGAUGUAAUAACAAGCAUUUAUUUAUGUACACUACCUUACAUUAAGAUAUUGCUGAAGUUUCAACCUAACAUUUUAUGUACACUACCUUACAUUAAGAUAUUGCAUAAUGCAUAUA
Medicago truncatula (barrel medic) is the source of this 1570-nucleotide messenger RNA. RefSeq names its product probable protein phosphatase 2C 25. The transcript is spliced from 4 exons. The record is from RefSeq and is a predicted model, not a curated record. NCBI's taxonomy places the organism in Eukaryota, Viridiplantae, Streptophyta, Magnoliopsida, Fabales, Fabaceae. Gene Ontology annotation, biological process: protein dephosphorylation. Gene Ontology annotation, molecular function: cation binding; protein serine/threonine phosphatase activity. Bases 24 to 1052 code for a protein of 342 amino acids.